This is a messenger RNA of Aspergillus homomorphus CBS 101889, 2093 nucleotides long. Its product is annotated as six-hairpin glycosidase. Bases 1 to 2052 code for a protein of 683 amino acids. The transcript has a single exon. Gene Ontology annotation, biological process: carbohydrate metabolic process. NCBI's taxonomy places the organism in Eukaryota, Fungi, Ascomycota, Eurotiomycetes, Eurotiales, Aspergillaceae. The record is from RefSeq and is a predicted model, not a curated record.
AUGUUGACUCUCGACAAGGCUCUCGCUUUCGCGCUGGCAGCUGGCCUAGUGCCGGUCACCGCAUUGAAUAUCGACACCAUUACCUCCAAAUACUUUGGCAACGACGCCCCCUGGUAUCGAGACCGCAUCCCUCUCUUCGAGACCGACCAAACCGUGCUGCAGGAUGUCUACUAUUACCGCUGGGGUGUCUUCCGGGCUCAUCAGCGCGACCUCGGCUCGGAAGGCUACCUAACGACCGAGUUCAUCAACGACGUAGGCUGGCAGAAAUCCCCCUGGGCCCUGCUGAUCGAUGCUUCCAACUUCCACCUGCGUGAGGGACGUUGGUCUCGGGACCGUCGCUUCACCAGCGACUACGGCAAUUUCCUGUUCGGCCCCAAUGGAAUCAAGAACCAGUUCUCUGAGUCUCUUGCCGAUGGAGUUUGGCAGGUGUAUCUGGUGGACGGCGUCGCCGAGGACGCUACUUCCCACCUCUCUGCGAUGCAGUCCUUCUACCAGAGCUGGAACUCGACUACUCUCGGGGUCGGCGGCUACGACUCAUCCAAAGGCUUGUACUGGAUCCAACCGUUGACCGAUGCCACGGAGUACACCAUCUCCAGCAUUGACGCGACGAACGGCAAAGAUGGUUUCACGGGAGGAUACUCCUUCCGUCCCAGCAUCAACAGCUACCAGUAUGCGAAUGCCCGCGCUAUCGCCCAGCUGGCACAGCUGACGGGCGACACCGCUGUGGCGAACCAGUACAACGCCUACGCCGACACCCUGCAGCGCCUCGUCCAGGCCGACCUCUGGAACAGCACCUACUCCCACUUCAUCGAUCGUUACGAGGUAAACAACGAGUACGUCAAGUACUGGGACUUCAUCCGCGGCAGGGAACUGGUCGGGUACGUGCCUUGGACGCAUGAUCUCCCGGACGAUAACGCCACCUACGCAGCAGCCUGGAGACACGUCCUCGACUCGGACAAGCUAGCAGGCACGCAUGGACUGCGCACCAACGAGCCGAGCUACGAGUACUACAUGAGGCAGUAUCGCUACGAGGGCACCAAGCCGGAGUGCCAGUGGAACGGACCGGCCUGGCCGUAUCAGACGACGCAGGUGCUCACGGCGCUGGCCAACCUCCUAGACCACUACCCCAAAUCAGCGGACACGGGGAUCGUAAACCAAGCGGACUACACGCAGAUCCUGUUGCAAUACGCCCGGCUACACUACAACCCCGCGCGAGGGGGCAUUCUCGACCUGGAGGAAGACUAUUACCCGGACACCGGCAGUCCAAUCGUGGGACUGGCUCGGUCGCCGCACUACUUCCACUCCGGGUUCGUCGAUGUCAUCCUGUCGGGCUUCGUGGGGCUGCGUCCGCAUGCCGACGACGUCUUGGAGGUCAACCCGCAGGCCGACAGUGGCUCAGUCUCGUACUUCCGGGCCGAGCGGAUCCUGUAUCACGGCCAUGAGGUCGCCGUGCAAUGGGACGCCACGGGUGCACAUUACGGCAAGGCAGGUCUACACGUCGAGGUGGACGGGAAGACGGUCGCCAGCGCGUCCACGCUGAAGCGACUGACGGCCAAGAUCACGCGGGCGUCGCCACCCACCGUGAAGCGCCCGAUCGCCGUCUCGGUUCAGCUGGCAGCCAGCUCGGAGUACCCGGCGGGCAGUGUGUCGGUUGCGCAGGCAGAUGCAGACGAAGUUCACGCGGCCAUCGACGGACGUGUCUGGUUCUACCCGGAAUCCGAUGUGGCCAACGGCUGGGACAGUCCCGCCGGCAACGGAACCGAGAUCUGGUAUCAGAUUGACUUUGGAAGCGCCACCCAGACGGGCCGGGCGGAGAUCGCCUUCUUCGCGAAUGCGACACAGGGUUACGCCGUGCCUAAGUCGUACCGGAUCGAGCGGCUCAAUGGAGAUUCGUGGACCAAGGUGUCGAAAGCGAAGUACGACACGCCGCUCGCAAAUGGCAUCACGGAUGUGUCGUGGCAGUCGGUGCAGACAAGCCGGCUUCGGUUGGUGUUCACACCUGCGACUGGGGAGAAGGUGAGGUUGGUGGAGUGGAAGGUCUUCAGCAGCUGAUGGUGUUGUUGCGAAUGCUGAGAAAUGAGAGAACUAUAAGU